Osmerus eperlanus (European smelt) is the source of this 3468-nucleotide messenger RNA. RefSeq names its product MINDY lysine 48 deubiquitinase 4 (gene mindy4). Gene Ontology annotation, biological process: protein K48-linked deubiquitination. The record is from RefSeq and is a predicted model, not a curated record. The coding region runs from base 73 to 2130 and encodes 685 amino acids. Gene Ontology annotation, molecular function: K48-linked deubiquitinase activity; cysteine-type deubiquitinase activity. NCBI's taxonomy places the organism in Eukaryota, Metazoa, Chordata, Actinopteri, Osmeriformes, Osmeridae. The transcript is spliced from 18 exons.
GAGACAAUCGAUGUCUUCACGACACAGGCUCUAGGAAGUGGUAUCAGCAGAUACAAGUGUUAUUUUGUCAUCAUGGUUGUUCUAGCAGAAGAAGUUGCUGCAUCACUUGUGCGGGAAUAUCUCAGUAGAAAAGGACUCAAACGAACAAUGGCCUGUAUGGACGAAGAGCACCCUCGCACAAGUACCAGUAUCAACAACAGAUCUGACCUGAGACAGGUUCUUCAUAUGGAGGGUCUCUGCAGGACUAACAAGGCUCAAGGCAGUCCUCUAAAAUCCAUGUUGGAGAUCAUGGUGAUAUUUCAGAUUGAUGGACAUAAUGACCCCAGAACCAACAUCAGGAGUGAUGUCCAGAAGUCUCUGUCUGCCCCUCAGACUGUAAACACCAGAAAAGACGACCCGGCACGACCUGACAGUAGAAAGAUCAUAUCAAGGUCUUUGACAGAGGUUGACUGUCCAGCCCAAGAUACAUCCUUAUCUCUAGCAACAGACAGACAGUCCACACUUGCCCAAAUAAGUCAAAGCUCUUCCAUAAAAAAACAACAAGACCAACAACCUCUGUCUAUGCCUUCCCAAGCCAGUGACCGCACCAUAAAGAAAGAACAGUUUUCAGACGGAACAAUUUCUGCUACGGAGAUAACUCAGAAGAAAUCAGUUAGCCGUAUCAGACGGGGCAUGAUGGCUGGUCCUAGAUCUAGUUUAUCUGAGGAAUCAAAUAGAAAGAAAAUAGUAGUCUGUUCUCAUUUUGGAGUUGAUGAAGACAGUAGAAAGACCAGAGAUGAGGAUGAGAUUACUGACCAUAGAGAAAGAACAAUCACUGGCUCCACAAGAGCAAGCCAAGAAUCUUGGAUCACACAUGAACUGGAAAGCAAGGCUGGAGAAGGUUCUGGAUUUGAGAAAGUAGAGAAAAACAUACAGAAAGAUUACAGAACAAAAUUAAAGCUGAAUCGCAAUGUUGAUAAUCUGGAGGGGAUGGAGAUGAUUUUGGAUGACAUAGAUGAUGAUGAGGAGCUUCUGGAACUGUCCAGAGUUACCCUUCAAUCAAGAAUACCUCAACACAGCCACGAUACCUAUCCCAUGGAUCAGAACACUGCCAGUGCCCUCAAAGAAGUUCUACUUGGCUCCAGAACCAGUUGUUUCAAUGCAGAGUGGAAGAGUCAGAGCUUCACAUUUUCAGAGAUAUCUGAUGUGAGAUAUGGAAUUAUACAAAAGAAGGGUGGUCCGUGUGGAGUUCUUGCUUCAAUGCAAGCCUGUGUUCUGAAGAAACUCCUGUUUGAAGGGGCCAACAUUGACACAAGCUUGCAGAGAUUAAGGCCGUCAAACACCUCGAGGACAAAGUGUCUGGCACUGGCUUCUGCUCAGGUCCUGUGGAGGGCUGGGGGGGGCAGGAGAGCCACCAUAGCUGUAACUUCAGGAAAAAAUAAUUUCGUUCCUUCAGGACAGUACAGGUCUGAUGGUAUAUUUGAGAAGAUAACAUGUUUUACUGUUGAUAACAUGAAGGACCUUCAGUUGUUGCUGGAUGAACACAUACAUCAGUUUGAGUCAGGAACCUUAGGAUGCAUACUGUUGACCAUCUCUGUUAUUCUGUCCCGGUCUAUUGACAGAGUGAGAGAGGAUAUGGAUGUGCCCACCACCACACUGAUCGGAGCCUAUGGUUACUGCACACAGGAGCUGGUCAAUCUGUUCCUGUGUGGGAGGGCGGUUUCCAAUGUCUUUGACAAUGACAUGGAGCUGGACUCAGGUAACGGAAACCUCACCCUCCUCCGGGGCAUCCAGAGGCGCUGUGACGUGGGACUGCUGUCCUUAUUUGAGCACUACAACAUCUGCAAGGUUGGAUCUUACCUGAAGACUCCCAGAUUCCCUGUCUGGCUGGUGUGCAGUGAGAGCCAUUUCAGCGUAGUGUUUGCCCUGCAGAGGGAGCUGCUGACAAGCCAGCUCCGGGAGUUCGACCUGUACUACUACGACGGCCUAGCCAAUCAGCAGGAGGAGAUCCGCCUUACUGUCUCGGUAGGAACCUCGGCCCCACUUUCAGGCCCCCAGGAUGCUGAACUUAUUCCUCCUCUUGAACACUGCAUCAGAACAAGGUGGAGUGAUGCCGUCGUUAAUUGGAAUAACACAGAGCCUAUUCUCUGAUUGGCCAUUGAAAGUGGAAUCAUCACAUUGAACUCAGAGAGAGACCACCCUCGAAGUUUCUAAAGAGAACCUACUUUGUUGCAGAUCAAAAGGAAUGUACUGAAGCAAUUAUUAUUUACUUUGAUUAUAUCAACAUUAAAAGUAAUGUGUGGGGACACCCUUCAAGCUGAUUCCAGUACAUACAGUGUGUACAGGUGCAAUGCAGGUCCAUUUCAAAUUUAAUUUUACAACGGGUACUUGAAGAUUGUAUCCAUGUAAAUGUUUUGUAAAACCAACUUGUGGUGCAGGAUGUGUAUUUUAAUAAUGAAUGUGGCAUGGCUUUACCUCCCAAUACCAUAUCAGGAGCAGUGCCUAAUAUAAUCUGAAUGUUAAAUUUGUUGUUGUUAAAAAUAGAUAAUAAAAUAGUAACUUUGCCUUCAUAACCUACUAUUUUUGUCUGCCAUUGUUUAUAGAUUUCUAAUGAGAAAAUACUUAUUAAUGCCUACAUUUAUGUUUUCAUUUGUUAGUAAACAGUUUUUAGUAAAUUGUAUUUAAUAAAAAAUAUAUUAUUAAUAUUUGUAAGCCGACAUUCUCAUGUGAAAAGUGAUAUAAUUACAAUAUGUAAUAUAUCACACUAAGUAAACCAACUGUUGUUUGUUUUGUUAUUUCUCAAAAUAUUGCAUCUUGAACACACUAGAGCUGCAUCCUUGUCCUUACGCUGGUGUUAUGUACAGAUUUGAUUUAACCAGCUUUUUUUUAGAGAGUCUCCAAACAUACUGUCUAAAAGUACAAUUUGUAUGUUUAUUUGUGGAUCAAGAUAUCCUUGAGUUUAAAACUGCUGUUUUUCUUUUGUUUUACUCAAAUGUGCAUAGAUAUGCAUAACAUUAGUGUUUCUGAGAUGAAUAGAGGAACAUCUGUGGAUCCAGUGUUUGCUCCAAGUAUUUUCAGCAAUUGAAGUAUGUGAUACAACAUAAAAAUGCAGGCACGUUAUGAAAGAAAAGAUCUUGCCUCAUUUCCUAAGAGCACGAUUGAAAUGUUGAGCACUUAUUAUUCCAUUAUGAUCAAAUGGGGAUAAACCAGACCCAUAUCAGUUUAUCAGUGACCAUCUGUUGUUAUGUAUUUGAAGCUUGACUGAUUGCAAAUAGAAAUCCACCCACUCAUGAUUACAUUGUAUAAUAAGGGCUUGGCCCUUGCAGCCAAACCUUGCAUAUUAUCGUUUCGGUUUGUUGCGGUGUAUCCUUUCAUAUAUUAGAGUUCAUAAACAGAACGUACUUAUAUUGUACUUUCUCAAAAAAUGAUGGCCUUUUUACCAGACUAAGUCUCCCACUCUCCUUUACACAAUAAAUUAUGUUUCUUACA